Penicillium atrosanguineum is the source of this 807-nucleotide messenger RNA. It is a transcript of the gene sld5, whose product is annotated as putative GINS DNA replication complex subunit Sld5. Gene Ontology annotation, cellular component: GINS complex. NCBI's taxonomy places the organism in Eukaryota, Fungi, Ascomycota, Eurotiomycetes, Eurotiales, Aspergillaceae. The transcript is spliced from 2 exons. The record is from RefSeq and is a predicted model, not a curated record. Bases 1 to 807 code for a protein of 268 amino acids. Gene Ontology annotation, biological process: double-strand break repair via break-induced replication; DNA-templated DNA replication.
AUGGACAUCGACGACAUCCUCGCCUCCGUCGACCGCGGCGCCGGUGCAAGCGCCGAGUCCACAGCCCUAGACCACCAACAACUAACCCGGUUCUGGGUCGCCGAGCGCGCCGUCUCCGAAGUCCUCCCAUGGCCCGCGCCACUAAUGGAGCGCGUAAUGGAUCGCGUCCGGCUACAGAUCGAAACAAUCGAAGACCUAGCCGCUUCAUCGGGCGAAGCGACGCCCACAGCAACGCACAAUCCAAAUCUAAACUUGCGCCUUUCAAUCCUCCAAACCGACCUCGCGCGCACACAAUACAUAAUCCGUUCUCUUCUCCGGCAACGGUUAUCAAAACUUACAAAACACAGUAUGCACUACCUAGUGCAACUUGCCUCGCGGUCCAAAAAUCCCCUUUCGCAAUCACAAUCACAAUCGCAAUCGCAAUCUCAAAACCCAAAUAUGACACCUGAAGACUCGAUUCCGGACAUUUCAACAAUUGAUAACAUCUCGCCUUUGUCGGAGCCAGAGGCUACAUUCGUGCACGCGCACCAGACGCUAUUGGCUGGACACUAUGGAGGCUCAUUCAUGGGUGCGUUUCCGAGGGCAUUGAGGAGGCUAGAUGAUAAUGCGGGUGGCACUAGUAUGGUGCAGGGGCCGGAAAUUAAGGAGGUUGUUUUUGCCAGGUGUCUUGGUGUUGAGGUUCCUGUUAUUGUCGGGGCCGAGGAUGGGGAGGAGGUCGGGGUUACGAUGCGGAUGGGCGAUGUUUGGGUUGUUAGAUGGGAGGGGAUUAGGGGGGCUUGGGAGAGGAGAGAGGUUGAGUUAUUAUGA